Molecule: messenger RNA, 1437 nt
Organism: Anopheles marshallii
Lineage: Eukaryota; Metazoa; Arthropoda; Insecta; Diptera; Culicidae
Product: zinc finger protein 436-like
Exons: 2
Biological process (GO): regulation of transcription by RNA polymerase II
Cellular component (GO): nucleus
Molecular function (GO): zinc ion binding; RNA polymerase II cis-regulatory region sequence-specific DNA binding; DNA-binding transcription factor activity
Source: RefSeq, a predicted model, not a curated record
AUGAAAACGUGCCGUGCGUGUCUGCAAAAGAAUGCAGAAAAAUAUUAUUCGAUUUUUAAGAAAAUCCACCAAAUAACACUGGACGGGAUGUUUCAUUCGGUUACCGGUUUAAGAGUGUCUUCAGGCGAUGGUUUACCGCAAUGUUUUUGUGAAGAGUGCGCUUAUUUUAUUGUGACUUGUAACAAUUUUCGUAAAAAAUGUCUAAAAUCGGAUGCUAAUCUUCGUGCACUUGAAAGUAAAGCUGUUGGCGAAGAGUAAGUACCGGAGCUAUAUACAAUUGAAGAAUACGGGGACACUUUGGAGGAUGGUUAUAUUGAUGAAUCGGAAAACCUUGUUACGGAAGAAAUAUACUAUGAACCAGAAGUCCAACCAACGACACAACAACAACUAAUCGCCAGUUCUGAACAUGAGAGCACUGAAUUGCAGGAUGACGAAGAAUCUGAUUACGAAUUGUACGGUGUUAUAGAGGGCGUCGAAAUAGAGGACAAUGAAUCUUUUGGUGACAAUGAUGAUGGCGUGUUAUAUGAGGAUAUUGUGGAAUCUAUAGACUGCAUCGGAAAUUCGCACAUAUCUACGGAAGGGAUAGAUGAAGCAGCAGCAAAAGAUGUGCCACCGACCAGUCUCGUUCUCAGCUGUUGUGCCUGUACCGGAUUGCAGUUUACUUCGUUGGAAGAUUUAAAUCUGCAUGGGCUUGAAGUGCACAAGACGCAAAGCUGCUCCACAUCCUCCGGGGGUUACAAUUGUGCCAUUUGCAACAAACGCUCGUGCAAAAAUGCCCAGCUAACGCAACAUAAACCCCCGCUGGAACCCAAGGAAAGAUACGGUUGUACCGAGUGUCCUGCCAGCUACCGUGGCCGUGCGGCCCUGCACAGUCACAUGAAAAGCAAACACGUGGGCAAACGAACGUACGUGUGCGACGUUUGCCAGAAAGCGUUCCUUACCUCCAGCACGUUACUAUCGCAUCGACAAAUACACGGCGAGAAGAAAUUCCAAUGCAACACUUGCUCGAAAUCAUUUGUUCGCCGCCAUGACUUAACGAUUCAUCAAAAUACUCAUUCUACGGAACGGCCGUACGAGUGCACCGUGUGCGAGAUGCGUUUUAAAUCACGUUCGCAUUUGCGUGACCACCAAUCCGUUCACACGGGUGAACGGUCGAAAAAGUGUCGUAUAUGUGGGGAGGGAUUCCGGACCUACAGCGAUCGGCUGGUGCACGAGAAGCAGCAUGAGAACAUCGAUCCCUUCAAGUGUGAUCAUUGCGGUAAAAAGUAUGGUCGGAAUUACAAGCUCCAAGUGCAUAUACGAAAGGUGCACACCGGAGAGCAGCCGUUCGAGUGUACCGAUUGUAUGAAACGAUUCUUCCAGCGAUGGGAACUGACGGCCCAUCGGCGGAUCGAUCACGGUGUGGUGGAAGGUGUUAAUACAGUCAAUAUCGAAUAG